AAUGUCGGAGAAGGCGAAGACAAAAUGAUGGUGCGAGAUGACACCAGCCGCUGCUGAUCAGGUCACGUCAGCCGACAAAUUGACAUGACAAAGGGCGCUGUGCCGAGCUCGCUAGCAGCCGGCUCGCAGGCGGGAGAAACGCCAAGAUGAUUAUUAUAGUCUCUUCGUGUUGUUGUUCAAGCCUCGCCAUGUCAUGUUAUCUCUUGACAGUCCACAGCCAUAUCGAAGAAAGAUACGAACCGGGUGGUGCUGAAGCAGACACAAACCAGCGGGACACACAAGGCAUCGCGCUUGAGAAUUUCGAUGCGCUAUGCCAGAUUGAAACAUCUGGGUGUGAAAGCGCUCCGCCCUUCGGAUCCACAGGGCGUCGGCUUGCAUCGCUUCGCUCAUCAACAACAGGUUUCAGCAAGGGCGCGCGCAGAGCCAUUACUAACAGUUUGACAUUAUUACCAAAAUUUUCAUCAAGGUAGGAACAACACGGGCUCAAAUGAAUGAGUCAAAACAAAAGUUGAAUACAUAUAAGUAGAAGUGGAAUCUGCCAUUGUCGUGAACUACCUGAACACCAGUCAUCAAGCAACCAAAUCCACAAAAGUCAUCACU
Molecule: messenger RNA, 600 nt
Organism: Truncatella angustata
Lineage: Eukaryota; Fungi; Ascomycota; Sordariomycetes; Amphisphaeriales; Sporocadaceae
Exons: 2
Coding region: 147-470 (107 amino acids)
Source: RefSeq, a predicted model, not a curated record